AUUUCCCGACAAAAGUCUCUUCCCUAUUUUUUAUCUGCUCUGUCUCCAUUAGUACACAAACCGAUCCAGAAACCGGAAAGGUUAGAUUUUUUUCCAAGCGAUCGUGAUUGAGUAUGCAUAGAUCUGGUACUACAAUGGCGUGGAACGUCUUCAAAUUCUGUACAGCUCUACGAGGACUCGGAUCGAUCAUGAUCCUUCUGGUCCUAGGUGUUGUUGGUGUAACCUAUUACGCCGUCGUGUGGACCAAUUACGGACCAGCACUAUCAGAUGGAGGGCUCGGUUCUCUUGCUGCUCUUGCUAUUAUAAUCCUUUUCCAUUUUUUGUUGGCAAUGCUUUUGUGGAGCUAUUUCUCUGUUGUGUUUACUGAUCCUGGUGUUGUGCCUCCUAAUUGGAGGUUAGCUUCAGACGAGGAACAACGAGGCGAGUCUGAUCCGUUAAACAGUUUGGAGUUUUGCGUGUUACAGCCUGAUUCUUCCAACCAAAGAACUCGGUUUUGUAGAAAAUGCAAUCAACCUAAACCUCCUCGCUGCCAUCAUUGCUCUGUUUGUGGCCGAUGUGUGUUGAAAAUGGACCACCAUUGUGUUUGGGUUGUGAGCUGUGUCGGGGCGCUUAAUUAUAAGUAUUUUCUUCUUUUCUUGCUUUACACCUUUUUGGAAACAACUCUUGUGACUCUACUUCUCAUGCCGCACUUUAUAGCUUUCUUUAGCGAUGAAGAGAUACCUGGAACCCCAGGCACCCUUGCUACUACUUUUCUUGCAUUUGUAUUAAACCUGGCAUUUGCUUUAAGCGUUAUGGGUUUCUUAAUCAUGCACAUUUCGUUGGUUGCUGCCAAUACCACAACUAUAGAGGCAUAUGAGAAGAAAACAAGUCCAAAAUGGCCAUAUGACCUUGGUCGAAAGAAAAACUUUGAACAAGUAUUUGGGAUGGAUAAAAGAUACUGGUUGAUUCCAGCAUACUCAGAAGAAGAUUUAAGACGAAUGCCGGAACUUCAAGGACUCGAAUACCCUUCCAAACCGGACUUCGAUUCUCAGGAUUUCUGAAGAAAGGUGCCUUCUUUACUGUAACAAUACCUUAGAGAUGACAGAGACAGAGAUAAACACCAGGAAAUGACUUUGGAGGAGUAAAAUCUACUCUAACUU
Messenger RNA from Arabidopsis arenosa, 1139 nucleotides. Lineage: Eukaryota; Viridiplantae; Streptophyta; Magnoliopsida; Brassicales; Brassicaceae. The record is from the annotation of a GenBank genome assembly.